CUGCUUGGUUUCUUCUCCUCUCCUGUGCGCGAAAGAGAUGCGGUCCCUCCAGGCCUCCUCGCUCGUGCUGGCGCUGCUUGCCUCGGCGGCAGGUGAGCCACACACUCGCACACACACACGCCCUGCUGUUUUUCUGCCUCUUUUUUCUCCUCUCUACACCGCAGCACAUCAGAUCACUUCACACACGUGUCUCUCCGUGUCGGUGGUGUGUGUGGUCAGUGCUGCCCUUCGCCGAGGCGACGGACGCGUCCUCGUCAGUGGACGCCUUCUGGCGCUUCCUGCAGGGCACGACAAAUCAAGGGAGAGGCGGCGGCCGCCCCGACCCCGACAAGUGCUCGCCCUGUGACCCGUGUGACUGUGAGGACGAGAAGACGGACAUGCCGACGUCGACGGAGGAGCCGACGACGACGUCUACCGAGAAACCGCCCGGGUACUGCGGCGAUAAGGAGAUUUACAUGAUGGGGCGGUGCUGGCCUUACGACCCGAAGAUGGAGGUCAGCAAAGCAGGCAGGCAGUCGGUGUCCACCCAAUUACGCACGCACCCAGCCAGCCACUUUGUUUUGUGUGUUGUCACUGUGGUGUUGGGUGCAGCUGUCGGAGCCACAGAAGGAGGGUAUUGACGCAAUCAUUGGUGGAAACAUUGUUGCGGGCCUCAUCAACCUCGGAGACAUUUUUGUUUUCAACAUCGAAAUCAGGGUGUGCCGUGGCGAACCGAACCGAGCGACUCUCUGUUCUCUUGUCAUUUCGCGCGUCUGCCUGUACGUGUCGUGUGCGCAGGAGCCGGUUUUCAACCUUAUCCUGAAGAACUCUUUCGAAUACGCUGCCAAGCGCGGUCGGGGCGGCCGUGAUGACGAUCUUUGGGGAAACCGCAAUGGAGGGAACAGCAGUACGUUGAUGGUCACGGGGGUUCUCUCUCUCUCUCUCUCUGUGUGUGUGUGUGUGUGUGUGUGCAGGUCUGCCUAAUGCUCCCCAGCUGCCCGCCGGCCAGGAGGACCCUCUUGAUGGUGGCUACACCGAUCCCAAGGAGGAGUGCUGUGCGUGUCCCGCCAAUGAGACGUCGGGCGACUACGAUGGGGUGUCUGAGGACGAGAACGAUAUCACCGACACCACAGUCAACAAGGGCGGGUCUGUCCCCAAUGCGUACGCCACAUCCACACUCAGAUCCGUCUGUCAACACGUGCAUCUCUGCGUGUGCGCUGUCUGGUGUUGGUGUGUCUUUCUGUGUGUGUUUGCGCAGCCCGGAAGAGCCGAAAGAGCCGAAAGGCAAGCGACACCACACACACUCCCACACACACGCGCCACACAUUCAUCCAUCCACCCCCCUCCCUCCCCCUGUGUGUGUGUGCAGACGACUACGAUGCCGAUGACGACACAGGCGUGGUCGACUCGGGUGUGGUGAUCAUCAACGAAAAGGGCAACGCCAUCAUCAACCGGAACUCUAGAAAGACCAAGACACUCAAGAAGGAAGACCGCGUGUGAAUGCUCUGCUCUGAUGAGAUGAGACACAGAAGAUGCAGAGAGGGGGGCAGACAGGAGAACCUCACUUCACACGCACUUUUGUAUUUGCGCCUUACACACUCACACGCAAAGAGAGAGGGCGGGAGUCAUGGGAAAGAGGCGACACACACAGCACCAUCACUACCACACCCACUUCUCACACGGUCAGCCAGGUGCCUUUCUAGCCCAAAUAUUUGUUUCUGUGUGAGCGCAUCGCAUCAUCGUUUUUGUUUGGUGGGUGGGGUCGUUUUUCUUUUGUGUACACAUUCGUCUAGAGACACGGUUCUGUACACACGUUUGUGAGUGGGUGGAUGGUGGGUGGGUCGGUCCGGUCUGUACGCACAUGUGUGUAAGUAAUUCUAUCUCUGUACUUCUUCACACGCAUGUGUAGGGUGGUGGUGGUGGGCAUGGAGGGUGAGUGGUGUAGCCACCGAUCUGUCUGUCUGCUGUGAGGGCGAAAGCUGCCCUGCUCUCUGCCUGCCUGUCUUACUCGCCGUAUUUGCCUUACUCGCCGCUGUUGAUAUUACCGCCCUUAUUGCCAUAUGCCAUUCAUUCGAUGAAGAGGAUAGGAACUUGUGUGUGCCAUGCACAUGUGUGGAUGUAACGUGAGGGCUGUACGGACCUAUGACAGAUAGCGUUCUUUGCAUUGGAUUGAUGUACCGCGCUGAGAGAUAGGGAUGGAUUCGUAGCUCGUCUCUACUACUCUCGAGCUCGUCCAGCCACACGGACAGACAGGAAGAGGAAAUGGCGUUCGUCGCCCCACACCUAGUGCGAUGGUUCGUGUGUGUGUGUUUGAGUGGGUGCUGUGCUGUGCGUGAUGCGAUGCUGUAGUGAAAAGUGGCAAUCAAAUGAAUGAAUGAGACAGAUGGAUGGAUGGAACUACUACAUACGAGACGCCCUGUAUAUGUCGUGUGUGUGUAUGCGAUGCAGUCUAAUCGAUUGAGAGUGCCAAAUGGAUAUAUAUAUGAGUCUGGCCACACACCACACCACACACGCACAUGCACACAUGUGCAACACAACCAUCCAUCCAUCGUGUCGUGUGAUGCAGCAGCAACAAACAGAAAAACACCCGCCCUCAGCCAGCCCGUCCGGCUCGAG
Molecule: messenger RNA, 2595 nt
Organism: Vitrella brassicaformis
Lineage: Eukaryota; Vitrellaceae
Source: the annotation of a GenBank genome assembly